Hipposideros armiger (great roundleaf bat) is the source of this 573-nucleotide messenger RNA. It is a transcript of the gene CSN3, whose product is annotated as casein kappa. Lineage: Eukaryota; Metazoa; Chordata; Mammalia; Chiroptera; Hipposideridae. The coding region runs from base 1 to 573 and encodes 190 amino acids. Gene Ontology annotation, cellular component: extracellular region. Gene Ontology annotation, biological process: lactation; protein stabilization. The record is from RefSeq and is a predicted model, not a curated record. The transcript is spliced from 4 exons.
AUGUCAGUAGAUGGGACUGACAAGUGCAAUAAAGUUGAGGGGCAACUCAACCUACUGGCAAGCAAGAGACAACAGGCACAAGGAAAGGGUGCAGAGGAGCAAAACCAGGAACAACAAACAUGCCGUGAAAAUAAUGAAAGAUUGUUCAAUCAAAACACAGUCAAAUAUAUUCCAAUUCAGUAUGUGCUGAAUAGCUAUUCUCAUUUUGAACCCCAUUCUUACCAAUAUAGACCAGCCAUACCAAUUAAGAAUCAAUAUAUGCCUUAUCCAUAUUAUGCAAAACCAGUUGCAGCUAGACCACAUGUUCAAAUUCCUCAGUGGCAAAUCAUGCCAAAUAUCUACCCACACACUGUGGUACGUCACGCAUACCAACAUCCAUCAUUUAUUGCUGUUCCCCCCAAAAAAGUUCAAGAUAAAACAGUGAUUCCUAACAUCAAGACCAUUGCUACUGUUAACCCUACAUUUAUUCCUAACACUGAACCAAUGGUGAACAGUGUAGUUACUCCAGAAGCUUCUUCAGAAUUCAUCACAAGCUUGCCUGAGACUACCACAGUCACUUCAACCAUGGUCUAA